ACCUUUUUCUAUGUGUGUAGCGCCCUCUGUUGUUAUAGCCGUGAGUAACACUUUUCUGCUUGCCAGUGGCCCAAUUCUCCCGCAGUUUUCUCCUUUUCUCAUCCUCGUUAGACCAUUGCUGAAAUUUUAGCUUUCGGUGUUUAUGUUGCUGAAUUUCUGGGGCUACCAACUUUAUCCAUAGUAAGUUACUCUGAAUAGCCAGAAGUAUGUCAGAGGUUAAGGAUGUUGCUGCAUCGGUUCGCUCCCCUAGGACAGAAUCCUUCAACUUUGGACCCUGGACAAUCACGUCAGUCAAGGGACACAUCCUCAAAUCCCAACAACUUGAAAGGUAUCAUCAGGAACUUGAACUGCCUCAGCUGCCAGAGAUGCUCUUUGGAGACAAUGUCCUGAAAAUCCUGAACACUGGAGGCUAUGGGAUGGAGUUUAAUGCGUUGGACUCAAUGAAGCGGGUUGAUGCACACAAUGCCCCAUUCAAGGUUGCCGCUGCACAAAAAUGGCAGGAAGCGAGGAGUGACUGUGAGUUCAUCAAUAAAGUUGUCAAGCCCUUUGACUGGACCUACACCACAGACUACAAAGGGACUCUGCUUGGAAAUUUACAGGAAUCGCCGACGGAUCAGAGGAUAGACAUGGAGAAGCUGAAAGUGCGUGAGAAGAUCCACUUCUAUGAGGAGAUGACGUUAUUUGAAGAUGAGCUGGCGGACAAUGGGAGUGCAUCACUCACAGUAAAAAUGAGAGUUAUGCAGUCCUGUUUCUUCAUUUUGCUGAGGUUCUUUCUCCGUGUGGACGAUGUCCUCAUCAGGAUCCAUGACACAAGAAUCUAUCACGAGGCAGGAGAGAGUUACAUCCUUCGGGAGUUCACCUCGCGAGAGAAGAGUAUAUCGGACCUGAAAGUAGAGCCCUCCCUCUACACCAAUCCUACAGAGAUUGCCGAGCACUUGGACAUCACGGCCGAACAGUACGACAGAAUAGACUUCCCACAAGCCGACAGCGAGAUGACGUGACAAACGUAACCGGUUCCUCUGUUUUUUGUAAAUUUUAGAGACAUUCUGUGGAUCUCUACUGGCAUAAAAGGGUGCAGCACAAGAAAUUCAGAUCACACAAAAAAAAAAUUGAAAAUGUGGAGGCAUCCUAAACGAAUUUUUCGCAAAGUUGAUGGAGAUGCUUCACUUUGCAUAAUUUCAUUGGCCGUGUCCAAAUCGGUGGCUACGGCU
Patiria miniata (bat star) is the source of this 1211-nucleotide messenger RNA. It is a transcript of the gene tiprl, whose product is annotated as TIP41-like protein. Bases 207 to 1001 code for a protein of 264 amino acids. NCBI's taxonomy places the organism in Eukaryota, Metazoa, Echinodermata, Asteroidea, Valvatida, Asterinidae. Gene Ontology annotation, cellular component: cytosol. The record is from RefSeq and is a predicted model, not a curated record. Gene Ontology annotation, biological process: TOR signaling. The transcript has 7 exons.